Molecule: messenger RNA, 9137 nt
Organism: Drosophila miranda
Lineage: Eukaryota; Metazoa; Arthropoda; Insecta; Diptera; Drosophilidae
Exons: 6
Coding region: 1180-5259 (1359 amino acids)
Biological process (GO): calcium ion import across plasma membrane
Cellular component (GO): plasma membrane
Molecular function (GO): stretch-activated, monoatomic cation-selective, calcium channel activity
Source: RefSeq, a predicted model, not a curated record
CAGUGCUUUGGGGCCAUCAGCAAGAAGCAGGAUUGUACGGUAUAUAUCCUGCGUCGUCGCGUCCACCACUCACACAAAGAAAAAUCAAAUCAAAUCGAAUCAAAUAAUACCAAACAAAAAAAUAGAAACAAAAGAAAAGAAAAGCACCCCAGAGGACCACAUCAAAUGUCUUCGUGUUAGCCGCUAGUGAAGAAAUCAAAGUGCAAAUCCCCCGGAAUGUGUACGGGAAACGGGAUAAAAUAUACCCAAAAAUAACCCCAAAAGAAUGGAUAGGUUGUCAAAGCAAACAACAUUCGAUAAUGUUUAGCCGCAAAAUAUAAAUGGAGCCCUAAAAAAUAAUCUGUAACAACAAUUUCUCUAUGUCUGUGCAGAUUUCUAAAUAAUUAUGUGAGCCCAAAACCAAUUCAACGAAGCAACCGAAUUUCCACAAAUUUCCAAUUUCAAGGUUAAUGUGCAGCCCCAACAACAAAAACAACAACAGCAACAACAAAAACAAAAACAACAACAACAACAACAACAACAAAAGCAACAACAACAACACCAUCAAUAACAGCUGCCAUACCCAUAACCCAUAAGCUAUCUAAUGAAAUUCCACAAAUAGUCCACAGUCCCCAAAGUAAAAUACAGUGCAAGAAAACGUGUGAAAAGUAUAUGAAAAGUUCCAAAAUAUAUUUGUGUCAAACAUGAGCCGAGGAUACCCCCCAUACCAAAUAACCCCUGCAGCCGAGGUUAACUGAAUGCGAUCCAGCGGCCUGGAGAGCAGCGGGACUUAGCUUAGGGGUCACUGUUCGGGCAGUUCGGAGUCUUGAGGAGAGCUCAGCCAGGUCAGGAUUCAUGCCUCUAGCAGCAGCAGUCAGAGCCGAAGUAGCAGCAGCAGAAGAACCAGGUGCAGGAGCAGGAGCAGGAGCAGGAGCAAGGAGCAGAUCUGUUCAGCAGGCACUGAAACUGGCGUCGGAUCGGGAUACGGAUACGGAUCAGGAGCAGCAGCAGCAGCAGCAGCAGCAGCAGCAGCAGCAGCAGCAGCAGCGGCCGCAGCUGGAUCUGAGCACACCAAAUCCGAAUCCCACACUUCUGAUGAUGAUGGGGCCAUGAGCCCAUCAUUACUCGCAUUGAAUUGGAGUCGCAAGCGCGUCUCAAGCGGGCCUGCACCAUGCUAGCACCGCCGAACCCGAGGUCAAUAUGCGGCCAGGACCCGGGCUGGUCGUGAUGGCGCUUGCGUUUAUUUCGGGGGCUCGGCGUGGCAGCAGCAGCAGCAUCAGCUCAACGACGACGACGACGACAGCAUCCACAUCAAUAGGAACAACAUCAGCAGGAGCAGCGGGAGCAGGAGCAGUAGGAGCAGUAGGAGCAGGAGGAGCAGGAGGAACUGGAGCAACUGCAGCAGGCACAGAAGCAGGUGGACCAGGUGGAGGUGGACUGGGAGGAGGUCACAGAGGUAGAGGAGUUGGAACUGCGUUACCGUCCAGAGGCGAGUCGUCGUCAUUCAUUAGCAGCUCUGGCUCAUAUCUGCUGCCCAUCUUUCUGCCCCACCAUCUCGACUUGUACCGUCGGGCCACGCCCCAGGCCAUCUACCAGCUGCCACCCACUUACCAACACGCCCACGACCACGACGAUCCGCGUGCCCGCACCGAGGCCCUCAGCGCGAGGCUACAGCGUCGAAGGCGACGCGAGCGCAGCCUCAGUAGCGAUAUUGUUGGCAGGGCUGGAGGGACAGGGAGUGGAGCGAGAGCAGGAACGGGGACGGGCACGAGGACUGAGUCCAGCAACGAGGAGGAGGAGACCGAACAGGAGCCAGAGGAAAGCGGUCUGCCAGUGCAGUAUUCAUCCUCACAAGCGUUAGACGAGGACGAGGACAUCUUUGCCCUUGUGGCCGAGGACGAUUUGCUUUCCGAAGAGUCCUUCGAUCGCUUGAUAAAGCUCAACGAGGACGUGGACGAGGAGGAUAAGCUCACGGAAGAGGAUUACAAUAUCCAGCAGCAGCCACAUCAGCAGCAGCACGAGCCAGUCCAAGAGUUGGAGGCGGAUACCGAGACAGAGACGGAAACAGAAACAGAAACGGAGACGGAGACGGAGCAACAGCAGCGGGACGAGAGCAGCCUGAUUGAUGAGAGUGUCCUGCAGCACAGCGACAACAACAGCCCGAAGGAGUUUCCUUCCACCAACAGCAACAGUAAAAGCAACAGCAACAACAAUAAUAACAACAAGAGAGAAGCUACCGGCAACAUCCUUGAUGCCCAGGCGGCUCAGCUGAUUGGUCACAAGGAUAACAGCUGGUCCGGCGGCGCCUUUAGCGCCACCGCUGCAGUGGCCGUAGCCGGGUCAGCGGCAGCGGCAGCAGAAGCCAGAACAGCAGGUGGCGGGACAGCAAGAUCCCUGCCAGACCCCGUGGAGCUGAAGAAGAGCAUACUCGGCACUGCGUCCUCAUUAACACGCCUUAAUCCUUGGAUAUCAGCCUGUGAUCUGGCACAGCCGGGCACAGGCACCGACUUGCAGGGUCAGUGCUCGGCUGGCACACUGCCCAUGGCCUGGGUCGAUGAGGGACCUGGGCCCCCAACGUGUCCGCGUUCCUGCGCCGAGCAGCAGCAGCCCCCACAGAAACGGACCGCAGCGCCCGGAGAGGGCUCCAUGUCGAAGAGGAGCGUCACCAGUAACAAUAAAGCCAAGUAUUUCGUAAACUAUAAGACAUCCCAGAUGCGCUUGGGUCACAGCAGUCGAGUCAUGUCGCGUGUGCGCAGGGAGCGGGAUCGCAGCGAAGGGGAUCCUCCGGUCACGGACAUCCCCACCACAACAGAGGCCGAGCAGGACCUGGAGCUUGAGCUGGGGGAGAGUGCGGCUGCAUUCUCCACCAUGGCCAGCCCCAGCACCGAGGACAUGGAUGCGGCGACAGCGCCAACGUUGUCCUACAGCCAUCUGCAUGCCCAGCCGCAGAUUCACCUCGACGCAGCGGACCAGCCGGAGCAGGGGCACGCUGGCGCUGGAGCUGAGGCUGAGGAUGAGCAACAACAGUGCCUUGAUUAUCUGGGCGAUGCCGCCGAGUCGAGUCCGCAGCAUCUGUGCGGCCUGGAGUCACCCGCGGAGCUGCUGAAGCGGCUGCGGACGCUGCGCCUUCGAAACUGCUGCGAGAGGAGUGUGUUCAGCGCUCUGCACACGCUGGCCCUCAACGCCACCCUGUCGGACCGGGGCGAGUGCGUCCGCAUCCUCAGCGACCUGCUGGACGUGGACGCCCUGGCCAAUCGCAUCACCUGCGAGCUGGCCGAGAUCCUCUUCCGCUUCGACUGUCGGCAGGUCUACUCGUUGAUCAACCAGUGCGACGACUGCAAGGAAGCAUAUCGUCGCUGGGUGUGCAGCACGCUGGUGCCAUAUUUUGCCGAGCCAAAGGACGUUGCGCCACUCGGGAAUGAGCAGAGUAGCAAUGCGAAAACCCCGGGCAAAAACAAGCGUUCGGCGUGGAGUGCAACGUGGACUGAGGGAGGGGGAGCUGGUGGAGCUGGAGGAGCGAACGGAAUCAAGCAUAAAUCUCUGAAAUUAAUCAGCAAUAACAAUAAAUCAAAUAACGGCAAUAACAUGAACGAGCGUCAGAUUAAUCAGAAGUCUGACAAGAGCUCGACGGCGAAUGGGAACGAGGAAAACGCGAACGCAAACGUGAACGUGAACGGGGACAAUGACCGCAAUGUGGAGGAUGCGAUUGGCAGGGAUCUGGCUCAGACAUUCUAUGAUGUUGUUGGCAUGUCUAAUCCCCACCAGAGCCAGGUGGCGGCGGGAGUGGAGGAUGGAGGCGAGGGGCCAGUUGCCGUGGCCGCGGCUGAGGCUGAGGCUGAAACACAAUCCAAUAAUUUCAUAUCGACUGCCAAUAAUGCGGAUCCCAGAGCCUUGGAUCCAGUGAUAUCAAAACUUCAAAAGAGAUCAACACGCAAGACAGAGUUCCGCAAGCGACGACGCAUCCGGCCCUGCCUGAGCGUCUGCCAAACUGUGGAACAAAAGUGCCCCUAUCUGCUGCCCGCCGACCGCGCCCCUGCGCUGCCCACCCAGUAUGCCGGCGAGCCGACAUUUCUCUGCCUAGAUCAAAAUAUACCCGAAACUGGGGAGCAGCUGAAGAAGUCCAGCUACGGCCCCAACGACUGCUGCUACAGUUACUGCAAUGGAGCCGCGAGCGGAGUGUGCACCGUUUGUCGGGACUUUGCCCCGCCCCCGCCCCGAGCGAUCCCCAGCGAUGUGGCAGCAAAUUCCACCCGCCGAGUCCACAACAUAACACUCACGCUAAGCUCUCCCCCCGGCGAGCAUGCCCGGGCCAAGAGCGUGGCUCUGGCCCUGAGGAACGUGACAAAGGAGCGCGACAGCGAGCAGGACGCCAUGGAGUCGCUGAUGGAGCGGCUGCCGUACUAUGCACGCCUCGACAGCAUCUACUACUACGACGAGGACGGAGAGAUGCCCAAGGCGCCGGUGUCCGGCAACUGUGCCCCCGUGCCAGCCGUCACCACUCGCUGCACAUUCCCGUACUAUGCCUCGGGCACAGAGGCCGCGGCACCACCCACGCAGUUGCUCGUCUGGCUGAGUGCGUUGCUCGGCCUUCUCAGCAGCUGUGGGGCGGCCCGCAACCGCUGGAGCUGCAGCUGGAGCUGGAGCGGCGUCUGUGGGCAGCGCGGCCGUGGUCGCCAGUGCGUCAACUGCGAGGCCAGCUGCCACGAGCAGGAGCUUAUCACCAGCACCAGCAGCGGCAGCGGCAACAGCGCUGGAAGUGCCAGCAGUGGCAACAGGAACAGGAGCAGCCAGCAAAGCGUCGAUGGAAAAUGCAAGGAAAAGGCUCCCCAAUCAGAAGCCGAGGCUGAGGCCAGCGCUGAGGCUGGAGCUGCUUCCGGGUCGAAUGCUUGGAUGUGGGCGUGGUCGGUGAGACCACUGAAUACUCAUAGGCAAAUGUGUAGCAAAGUACGGUACUUUAGUAGCCGGAGUAAGUUUAAAUGCGAGUCGAGAGGUAGUGGUGGUCGUAUAACCAUGCCUAACUAUAGAGACUUAGAUCCAGUACGAUUACGAGUCAGGAUCAGGAUCAGAAUCAGGUGGAGUUGGAGCUGGCCAGGCGGGGACGGGCGGAGGUGGGGGAUGUCAGCGUCGCAGACGAGGGAGGGGUGCACUAGGACUAUUAACUAUCGCUAUUUCUACUACUACAACUACAACAUCAACGAUUGGUGGCGGAGAUGGUGGCUGGGGCAGCGGGAGGGGGAGGGGGAGGGGGAGUGGCGGACUGUGGGCAGCGGCGCCUUAUAGUGCCUGCAAAACGAUGGAAAACCAAUGGCUGCCCUGCUCGUACUGCCCUCUCUCUAUAGGAAAAUCUAAUGAUAGUUAAACCCGAAAUGAUAAAUAAUAGAAGUUGAGAGGUAAAAGCAGCUCAUAGAAACCAGCAAAAAACGAGUAAAAAACUGCGGGAAAAGCGAAUUAAACGAGACGUAAAACCAAAGCAAAGGAAAACCACAUAAAUAUUUAUGGUCCUCUUUCAAGUGAAAUAAAAACCAACAUGAAUUAUAAAUCUCCAUUGAAAACAAAAACAAACAAAAAAAAAAAAACAAAAUAGCAUAUUUUAUUACAACUAGAACAAAGAAUAUUAAUAUUUAAUUAAACAAAAAGCAACUGCCACAAGAAUAGGUUUUUUAGAUAAAUGAUAACAGAGAUACAGAAACAAAAAACAACAACAUUUAACAGGAGCAUGGAACUAAACAAUGAUAUAUACAUAUAUGUACAUGUAUGUAUGUAAGUACGAGUAUAACAGACGGAACCGAAACGAAGCGAAACAAAAAAUAGUUAUUAAUUUAAUUACUGGCGAACAACAAAUACGAAAAUUUUAGGUUAGCUAAAAAUGAAACAAAUAACGGAAACGGAAUCGGAAAACGGAAUAAUUUACAACUAGAAUAACAAAGAAAUUUUGAAAAUAAAGAGGAAAAAAAACAACGGCAUAACUAAACUAAUUAGCGGAAAAACCCACGACGACAGCCAAAAAAGAAGAAGGGAGAAAAUACAAUUUCACUAACAAAUUGACGUAUAGGCCGCGUAUCAACCACCUUUCAAAGAAAACCAAAAACGAAACGUGAACUUUACUUAAAAUUAGUUUAACGAAAUAUAAAAGAAUAUAUUAUAUAUGAAAUACUAUAGUCGAGAAAGGAGCAGAGAUGUGGGUUGGGAGCGAUUAAUUAACGAAUUAAUUAAUCAAUUAACGAGACGAAAAUAACAAGAAUAACAACCGCAAACGUGUCUAAGAAUUGUCUUUAUUUAGUUUUAAAACAGAAGCCUGAUGUGGUUCACGAUUUGAUUUGAAAACCCAAGGGAACCGAAUCGUAACGAAAAUAAAACCAGGGAGGACGAAAGAGGCAUGCAAAGCGCACAGUAAAAAGUAUCUUUAAGGUUCAUUAAAGGAUUCGGACACAUACGGAAGCAUUACCAGCAUAUAGAGCCAUGAUCCAUGCGCCCCAUUAACGUAUAUAUGUUUAUAUAUACGAUAGGAAUAGAGAGGAAAAUAUGCAACGCAAACAGCAGCAGGAGAUAGGCAGGAGAAAGGCAAACAGCAGCAACAACAACAUACCUACUAUAUGAAUAAUAAUAGUAAUGAAUAAUAAUAAUUUUUGUAAUAAAGUGAACUCUAUGUAGCGUAUACAUAUGUAAUACAUUUGCGAGGUAUAUAUUUAUAAAUUAUCAAUUUAUCGUACAUAACUUGCAGAAAUGGAAAACUAUAGGAAAAACGAAAAACGAAAAAGGAAAAAAAAUGGAGGAAAACCAAACUUAAGCCCUUAAGAAAUAUUCAAAUAAAUAGUCGUAUUUGGUAUUAACUAAUUAACUAUGAAGCUAAGUACGAAACAGUAUGAGAAAGUCACUCUGAUAGAGCACACUCGCCAAAAAAAAAAACACAUACACACAUACAUAUACCUUAAGCACUCUUAUACAAUAUAAUUAGUUUAGUUAGUUUCUACUCACCGCAUCAUCGCUAAACGCUUUGGACAUUUCCCAAAUUCAUUCCGAGAUCUGUUAACGAAAGGUUUAAUAUUAGCCCACUGCAGGCAGUGGCAGAGAAACCGAAAAUUUUUUUGAGUCUACCACUAGUGAUGUUCCUCAACUUUCAGCCUGAAUUCUUUUACUCUUCCGUUCCGUUUUCGAAUUUCUUUCAACACUGACGCAUUACUUUAGGAAGAGAUAGAAUAAUAGGAAUGGUAUAUGGAUUGUGUUUAAUGUUGUUGUAGAAACCUAAAGGAUAUUACAAACAGAAGUAGUAGCAUUCAUCAAAGACCUCUCAUCCAUUUGAUUUCUUUGAUUUGCCCCCAUAUCAAUGAAUAUUUGUAAAUAGAGAAGAACUAUUAACAAUUCGCCUCAUGUCCUUUAACGGCCUCAUGUCCUGGAAACUGGGGUUGUGAGUUUCUGUCCUACAUGAAUUUUCGUUUACAAGAUUUUCCCCAAUUGUUGACCCCGUCUGUGUAAAACUCUUUCCGCAACUCAAUGAAGAGCACGAAAUUUAUGAAUUUACAUUAGCAACCAAACUUUUCGCUUAUCUCGUUCCGUCGUCAGCGAGAUAACUGUACAUUGAGGCGAAUGCAACCCAUUUCUAAGAGAAGCGAGACGGACGACAGAAGGAGACAACAAGAGGCCAAGCACCGUUAUCGGGGGGCGAAACAAACAGAGCAGAAAGAGAGAGCCGCUGGCACAAAUUGCGCGCAUAUUGAAAUGCAAAUUGUUAUGAAUUAUUGUGUACUUUUGUAAAACUUUUUGAUAUAUAUAAAAUAGUUAACAUGAAUAGAUGCCUAAAUAAUAAUAAAUUAAAUGUUAAUUUAUUUAAAUGUAAACAAUAAAUGGACGAGAAAGUAGAAGGAGGUCUGUGGACGGUAGACGGUGGACGGUGGACGGAGGCGGGCAAUCCCAAUCCCGAUCCCGAUCCCCAUUCCCAUUCCAAUUCCACGUCUCCCUUAGAGUAUGUAUGUAUUUAAUAAAUUGUACACGUUGGACGGUGGGCGAGAGUGUGUGUCCAGAGCGAGACAAUUUUCAAUGUGCAAGGAAAACAACUAGUUGAAUUGAAUUGUGUGAGUAACGGGGGUAGCGUAGCUCCGAUCAAGCGACGAUUAUACUAUAUCGCGAACAUUACUUUACCGCAGCGAACAGGCAAACAGGCAGCAGUAGUCGCAUUGAAACCAUCUCAUCUGCGAUCCACACACAAUAACGAAUUCCAGUCCCCAUCCGAAUCAAUAACAAGUUAGCACGAAUUAUACAAUAAUUUUUGUAAUUGAUUAGCAGCUGCCACAACAAACAAAAACCAAAAAAUAAUGAUACCAAUAAUGAAACAAAAAACUCCGCUGCAGCAACAAAAUGUAUGGCAAACGGUAGCAAUUAUUUUCUACAAAAACCAAAAAAAAAAACUAUUUAAAAUAUGUAAAAAAAAAAUCAAACAACAAAAGAGAAUUUUAAAAACGAAAACCAAAAUUCUUUUUAGGUCAGUACGAAAUUACAUAAUUGUGUGCCAUGGAAAAAAGGAACGAAAAAUAUUAAAUGUAUUUGAUAUCAAAAAAAGAAAACACAGAAAGCCAAACAAAUACGAAACCGAGAAGUCGAGAAGUCGAGGAGUAGAGAAGUCGAAAAGUCGAGGAGGAAGCGUAAUAAUACAUGAAAAUUCAUAGCGUCAAGUCAAGACAAAUUUAAUUUAAUUAAAUGAAAGCAAAACAAAUAAAAAAGGAAGCAAAGCUGCUAGACAACAAAACAAAACAAAAAACAAUAUCCAUUGAAAACGACUACUCAAACCAUAGAGUUUUCCGAGGGAAAACGUUUGCAGCCACCCCUCCCAAAUAACACUAUCCUAGAAGAAACUGAUAAAAACAAGUAAAAAUCUAACAUCUAACAUCCCACAUGAGACAGCUAAGAACUUUAACAAAAAUAAACUGAAAUCUUCUGUACUUGUUGUUAAAAAAGAAUGCAAACCAAAAUGCGUAAUAAAAAACCGAAAAUAGAAAACAAACAAAAAAGAACGAAAAAAACCCCAAAAAAAAAAAAUAGAACACGGAAAACGAAAUUUUCAUAGUCCUUAAGCUAAAAUCUAAAUACGAAAACAAUGGAAAUUCCCCAGCCAAACUAUCUAAAGUAAUGAAAUUGAAUUCUGACUAUCGAGAGAUGGAAAAUAG